This is a messenger RNA of Cylicostephanus goldi, 576 nucleotides long. The record is from the annotation of a GenBank genome assembly. Lineage: Eukaryota; Metazoa; Nematoda; Chromadorea; Rhabditida; Strongylidae.
AUGAGAGUCAUUCUGCUAGUACUCAUAUCUAUUAGCAACAGCUUGGCAAGCGGCAUUAUCGAAAAGAUCGACAAGGCGCUGAGCGAUAUACCGACAACCCUGAACAAGGCCGAGCUUCUUGCCACUACCGAAAUAUUACAUGCACAUGAUAAAGCAGUCGAAAGACAGCUUCAGCUGAGCCCACAACAAGAGUUAGAAUUGCACAGACUUGAGACGGAAGCGGCACAAUUAGGGCAUGCCUAUUAUGAUAACCACACUAUCAGCCAAAUCAACCAUCAGUCGCAUAUAGACGAACUCUUGUAUCAGAGUGACAUAAUUCUAACCACUGAACAAGCGCAAAUGAUUGCUAAGGAUGAAGAAGCUAUGGAAUUGGAGAGAGAGAGAAGUAAACGUCAAGCAUUGAACUGGAACCACUGGAAAAAUUACAUGUGGCCAAAUGGCGUAUUAUACUAUUCAUUCGCAGUCGGUACAAAAAAGGGGCAGCUCUGUGGAUGGAAGACACUUGUGUUCUUCUUAUCGAAAGUUCAGCAGGUAGGAUCGGAGCUGUGCAUUCAAAAUCCCACGUUCUUUUCUUAA